This is a messenger RNA of Sitodiplosis mosellana (orange wheat blossom midge), 1732 nucleotides long. Its product is annotated as facilitated trehalose transporter Tret1-like. NCBI's taxonomy places the organism in Eukaryota, Metazoa, Arthropoda, Insecta, Diptera, Cecidomyiidae. Gene Ontology annotation, cellular component: membrane. The coding region runs from base 410 to 1606 and encodes 398 amino acids. The record is from RefSeq and is a predicted model, not a curated record. Gene Ontology annotation, biological process: transmembrane transport. Gene Ontology annotation, molecular function: transmembrane transporter activity. The transcript has 7 exons.
AAUCAUUCACACACUUUUAUUUAGCAAAAUGAACACAAACAAAACAAAACGUAGACAUUGAUUGCAAAGUUGGAUCCACAGUCACAUACUAAGUGCGACACGCUUUCUUAGCGGUAAUCAGUCGCACCAUGUGCAAAUUGUGUUUGUAAAAUCCCUACUUGGGAAGUAACUUUUUUUUUAAACAAUCCGAUCAGAUGAAAAUAUGAGAGAUCAUUUUCGGACGCAUUCAAUUUUCUAUUAUUUUCUAUCGUUGUGUUAUUGUCAUUAAUAGAAAAUUUUCAAAAUAUCGAAUUAUAAGAUGUUCCACGUGCCAUUCAUCGAAUAAAAGUGAGUGCAAAUCAGAUAGACUGACUCUCUUUUCUCUAUAGAAUCGAACUAGCUCUUGUAUAUAAUUUGUUCAUUGGCAAAGAUGGAGAAAAAUACAAAUUUUCAGUGGAAAAAUCCACGGAAUCAAUAUUAUGCCGUCAUUGCAGCAAAUCUGAUAUUGCUUAGUCAAGGAUGUUUAAUGGGCUGGAUUUCGCCAGCUAUACCAAAGUUAACAUCAGAAAGCACCCCGCUCACUUCUGGCCUAUUAACAACUCAACAGGUUUCAUGGAUUGGUUCAAUUAGCUGUAUUGGAGUUUUAGUUGGUUCGUUAUCAUUUGGAUAUUUCACAUCAUUUAUGGGUUGUAAACGUGCCAUGCUUUUUUUGACUGUUCCAUCGAUUGGCGCUUGGCUCUUAAUUUAUUUUGGUCAGACAUUUGAUCACAUUUUACUGUCACGUGCACUGUCUGGAUGGUCUACGGGUGGGAUAACGACCACUAUAAUCCUAUUCGUAUCUGAAAUUGCCAAUAAUGACAUCCGCGGUAGGCUUGGAGGUAUUUCACAUUUCAUGCGUAAUAUUGGCAUUUUAAUUGGUUAUACUUUGGGAGCAACCCUUGAAUACCAUAUUAUUCCUUGCAUUUGCAUUUUUAUGCCGAUAAUUUAUGCCAUUAGCUUUGCUGCCUUACCAAAUACACCACGAUACUAUUUACAAAGAGGACAGACUAAGAAGGCUGAAGAUGCUUUAAAAUACUACAAAGGUUAUAGGGGAGAGAGUGUUGAAGAAAAUAUUGCUCUAUAUGAUGAGCUAGAGCGAUUGAAUCGAAUUGUAAAUGAACGAAAAUCGGACGAAAAAUUGCAGGCAUCCGAUAUUUUUAAUCGUGCGGUGAUGAAAGGAUUGGGCAUUGGCAUUUCUCUGGCAAUACUCGCACAGCUCACGGCGAAUUUCCCAUUGGUGACCUAUGCAGUUACAAUUCUCAAAAAGUCGGGAACUUCUUUCAACCCAUACGCAUCGUCAAUAGUAUUGGCUGUGAUGCUCAUCCUUGGUUCAUCGGUUAACACUUAUUUAGCUGAUAUCUUUGGUCGAAAACGAUUGAAUUUCAUUUCCUUGACGGGGUCAGCCGUUGGACAACUAGCCACAUCACUCUAUCACUAUCUCUAUAUAAGCGGUUAUGAUUUAUCACUAUUCUCUUGGGUACCAGUUGUCAGUUUGUCUUUCGUCAUUUUCAUUUUGGCGGCUGGCAUUUUACCUCUUCAACUCAUUUGCGUUGUCGAAUACCUCCCACCGAAGGUUUGGCAUAUUUAAAAAACUGCAGUCCUUUUUUUAUUUUCUUUCACUUCUUCGCAGACUCGAACACUUACCAUGUCAUUAAUAAGCUCCGCCAUCGGCAUGUGUGCAUUUAUAUCAGUGAAACUGUUUCCCAUCUUACUG